Dracunculus medinensis (Guinea worm) is the source of this 3498-nucleotide messenger RNA. NCBI's taxonomy places the organism in Eukaryota, Metazoa, Nematoda, Chromadorea, Rhabditida, Dracunculidae. The record is from the annotation of a GenBank genome assembly.
AUGCAUGUAUAUAGGAAAACACUUCAAGCCUUAAUUUAUCCAAUUAGUUGUACAACGCCACAUAAUUUUCAAAUAACCAAUUUUCAAACUCCAACAUGGUGUUACGAAUGUGAAGGACUCUUAUGGGGUCUUGCAAGGCAAGGCCUAAAAUGUGCAGAAUGUGGUGUUAAAGUCCAUGAUAAGUGCCGUGAUCUUCUAAGUGCCGAUUGUUUGCAAAGAGCUGCUGAAAAAAGCUCAAAACAUGGUGAAGGUGAUAGAACACAAAAUCUGAUUGCAGUUAUACGAGAUAGAAUGAAAAUUCAAGAAAGAAAUAAACCAGAAAUCUUCGAAACAAUCAGGAUAAUUUUUAAUAUUGAUGGACGUGUACAGCAAGAAACAUUGAAACAGGUUAAAGCGAGUAUUCUUGAAGGCAAUUCAAAAUGGAGUGCCAAAAUUGCUUUAACUGUGAUAUGUGCUCAGGGACUGAUUGCAAAAGAUAAAACGGGUAAAAGUGAUCCAUAUGUAACUGCUCAAGUUGGAAAAAUUAGGAAACGGACAAGAACCAUACAUCAGGAAUUGAAUCCUGUUUGGAAUGAGAAUUUUUUCUUUGAAUGCCAUAAUUCAACCGAUCGUAUAAAAAUUCGUGUUUGGGAUGAGGAUAACGAUUUGAAAAGUAAAUUACGACAAAAGCUAACUCGAGAAUCAGAUGAUUUUUUAGGUCAAGCAAUUAUUGAAGUUCGAACGUUGUCUGGUGAAAUGGAUGUUUGGUAUAAUCUCGAAAAACGGACCGAUAAAUCAGCAGUUAGUGGUGCAAUAAGAUUGCAUAUUAAUGUCGAAAUAAAAGGUGAAGAAAAAUUAGCACCAUAUCAUAUCCAAUACACAUGCCUUCAUGAACAUUUGUUUCAGCACCACUGUACGGAUCAGGAUGAAGUUCGCUUGCCAGAUACGAAAGGCGAUAACUCUUGGAAAAUAUAUUUUGAUGAUAUCGGACAAGAUAUUGCCAAUGAAUUUGCUAUGAGAUAUGGAAUUGAGAGCAUAUAUCAGGCGAUGACACAUUUUGCUUGUCUUUGCACUCGUUAUAUGUGUCCUGGUGUACCGGCAGUAUUAUCAACGCUAUUAGCAAAUAUUAAUGCAUACUAUGCACACACCACUGCAACAUCGGCUGUUUCUGCAUCGGAUCGCUUUAGUGCAUCGAAUUUUGGCAAAGAUCGUUUUGUUAAAUUACUCGAUCAACUACAUAAUUCAUUGCGAAUUGAUCUGUCUAUGUAUCGAAAAUAUUUUCCGUGUUCGUCACGAGUGAAAUUAGCCGAUCUCAAAUCAACGGUUGACUUAUUAACGUCAAUAACGUUCUUUCGUAUGAAAGUCUUGGAACUGGCGAGUCCGCCACGUGCUUCUAAUGUUGUUAGAGAAUGUGCUAAAGCUUGCAUGCAGGCAACAUAUCAGUUGAUGUUCGAAUCAUGUUGUGAAGAUGGAGGGCCACCAGCGGAUAGUGUAAAAUUUUGGUUUGAUUUUUUGGACUACAUGAUGAGAGUGAUCGAAGAUGAUAUGAACAUAUACACCUUAGUAUUGAAUCAGUUCCCUCAAGAAUUAAACAUCGGCAAUCUUUCUGCUGCUACCCUUUGGCAAUUGUAUAAAACUGAUUUGCAAAUGGCUUUAGAAGAACAUGCCCAAACGAAAAAAUGUUCAACUCCGGAAUACAUGAACCUAUAUUUUAAAGUGAAGGGAUUUUAUUUUAAAUAUGUCGCUGACUUACAGCAAUACAAAGCAUCAAUCCCUGAAUUUCCUGCAUGGUUUAUACCAUUCGUUAUGGAUUGGUUGAAUGAAAACGACGAGCAUUCAAUGGACAUCCUACGAAAUGCUUAUAACCAUGAUAAAUCGGACAAUUUCCCGCAAACUUCUGAACAUACGAAAUUUUCGAAUUCUGUUGUUGAUGUAUUUACACAACUCAAUGAAGCACUUAAAUUAUUAAAACAGAUGGAUUGUCCAAAUCCGGAAGUAUAUGCAGAUAUGAUGAAGCGAUUUUCGAAAACACUGAAUAAAGUUUUGCUGGCGUACGCGGAUAUGGUGCAAAAAGAUUUCUCAAAAUUCGUUAAUAACGAAAAAUUAGCUUGUAUCUUAAUGAAUAAUGUUCAGCAACUAAGAGUGCAGUUGGAAAAAAUAUAUGAAAACAUGGGUGGAACUACUUUAGAUCAGUCAGUUACUGGUGUAUUAAAUAAUUUACAAAAGAAAUUGAAUGCUGUAUUAGAUAAACUAUCAGUACAGUUCGUUGAAAGUCUUGCAUCAAACAUUCAUGAGCAAAUGAAUAAACUUGGCGUUAUUCUAACGAAAAUCAAAGGACCGCAAUUACAGAAAAGUCAGCUUGCAGGGUCCAAUUAUAAUGAGGGAGUCUCCAAAGAAAUUUUGUUGAAGGAAGUGGAUGCAGUACUUGAACCUUUAAUGGAAUUGCUUGAGGAUAAGUUGCAGCAAUACGCAUCACAGUGCGAAAAAACAGUACUUAAACACUUACUUAAAGAGCUAUGGAGAAUUACAAUAGUUAGCAUGGAAAAACUUGUUGUUCUGCCUCCACUUGAUAAUAAAGCAAUUCUAAAGCAACUUCCCAAUGCCAAAAUUGGCGAUGUAACAAAAUUAAUGUCUUCACAUUUAAAAGAAGUGAAAAAUAUGAGUUCUGUUAAGGAGAUGAUGGAUAUUGCCCGUGAAUAUGAACGUUCAUUAACACCAAAGCAGUGCACAGUACUGGAUGCUGCAUUAGAUGCGAUUAAAGAAUGUUUUCAUGCUGGUGGUCAAGGACUGAAAAAAUCGUUUUUUGAAAAAUCACCCGAAUUACAAUCAUUAAAAUAUGCUUUAUCGUUAUAUACUCAAACUACAGAACAACUUAUUAAAACAUUUAUUACUACACAGAAACAACAAGUUGAUUUGUUUAUUAUUCUUGCAGAUCUACCAUCACAGGAACAACCAGUUGGUGAAGUUAGUGUGCAAGUUGAUCUGUUUAGUCAUCCGGGAACUGGUGAACAAAAAGUCACCAUUAAAAUAUUGGCGGCCAAUGAUUUACGAUGGCAAACCGCAAGUGUGUUCAAACCAUUCGUUGAAGUUCAUUUGGUUGGUCCUCAUUUGGCUGAUAAAAAGCGAAAAAUGGCAACAAAAUCAAAAGCUGGAAAUUGGGCACCGAAAUUCAAUGAAACUUUUCACUUUUUCCUAGGUAAUGAAGGUGAACCUGAACAUUAUGAAUUGAUGUUCCAAGUAAAAGAUUAUUGCUUUGCUCGAGAAGAUCGUAUUGUUGGUGUUGGAGUACUGCAGUUGGCUUCAUUAGCUGAGCAAGGCUCAUGUGCAUGUUGGGUACAACUUGGUAGACGAUUUUAUAUUGAUGAAACUGGUCUCAUUUUGUUAAGGAUACUAAGUCAGCGUCAGACUGAUGAAAUAGCUCGAGAAUUUGUUCGUUUGAAAUCAGAAUGUCGUUAUGAAACUGAAUCAACCAUGGCUGCUUCAUUUAGUAGUCAGCAAAUAUCGAAUAAGAUAUUUUAA